Molecule: messenger RNA, 951 nt
Organism: Rotaria socialis
Lineage: Eukaryota; Metazoa; Rotifera; Eurotatoria; Philodinida; Philodinidae
Source: the annotation of a GenBank genome assembly
AUGUUAGUCGAAAACGAUCAAAUAAUCGAUGGUUGGGUUUUCAAUGGAGUAGGUGGUAUUCUAUCCACACCACUUGGUAUAGCUUUACACAAUUCAUUAAAUAAUAAAACUGGUUUAAAACUUUGGGGAUCACUCGAAAACAACAAUGGCACAUCAACAUUUCGUAUGCAAUCCUGGUCAAAACAUCAGGUAGUCAAUCCGAAUUUUUAUCUUCAAACAACCGUCAAUAAUAUUACAUCGAUAAAAGAUGCUUUACAAGGAAAUGAUUUUAAUACAAUACGUGUAUCUGUAAUAGAUAUUCGUGCAUCAGAAAACUACACAGCUCAAGGAAUACCAAGAACAUCAACAUUUGUAUUGAUUGGUGAUGAAACAGCUACUUGUUAUCUAUUAGCAACUGACUUAUCAACUGACUUAUUGCAAGUUGAAAAAUCUUACGAUAUUACAAAAACAAGAAAAAAAUUCUACAAUGAUUCCUAUGUACUAUCAACUACAAUCGACACACGCAUAUCACAAUCUAAUAUCAUCGUAACACCUAAUGUUGAUGAUGUUGCAACAAUAAUUAACAUGAACUUAAAUGAUACAAAAACUAUUACAACAACAAUUAAUGAAGUGGGCGAAAUUCGACGUUUGUACAACUGCACUACAUGCCAAGGUGAUUUAAAUCAAGUACAAAACGCUGCUGCAUUGUUAUACUGUGAAAAAUGUCAUCGACAUAUUUUAAAGUCAAAUCUUGUAUUACACAUCACUACUACAAUCGUACUAAAAAAUGGAGAAGAAAAAAUUAUUUUAGCUGUCAAUGAUCGAGUGUUUCAUCAAUUACUUGAAAUUAUUGGUAUAACUAUUAAUAUGUUUGAUACAGAUAUAAUAAUUGCUAUGAUGUCAACUGGAAAUUUAAUUUUCGAAUAUAGCGAAUUACGUAAAGAAUUAUCUCAGAUUCGAAAACCAACUUAA